Astyanax mexicanus (Mexican tetra) is the source of this 777-nucleotide messenger RNA. Its product is annotated as adenosine receptor A1-like. Gene Ontology annotation, molecular function: G protein-coupled adenosine receptor activity. Gene Ontology annotation, cellular component: dendrite; membrane; synapse. Gene Ontology annotation, biological process: G protein-coupled adenosine receptor signaling pathway. Bases 1 to 777 code for a protein of 258 amino acids. NCBI's taxonomy places the organism in Eukaryota, Metazoa, Chordata, Actinopteri, Characiformes, Acestrorhamphidae. The record is from RefSeq and is a predicted model, not a curated record. The transcript is spliced from 3 exons.
AUGCUGGGAAAUGCUCUGGUGAUCUGGGCAGUGAGGGCAGGCGGCUCCCUCAGAAAACCUACAUUCUGCUUCAUCACAGCUCUCGCAGUGGCUGAUUUCCUAGUGGGGUCGGUGGCCAUUCCUCUGGGUGUGCUGGUGGACAUUCGUAUGAAGAUCUCCUUUUAUGGCUGCCUUUUCAUGUGCUGUGAUCUAAUAAUGAUAGAGAUGACAUCCGUCACUUUACUCCUGGCCAUUGCAGUGGACCGCUUUCUCCGUGUGCACAUCCCUCUCACGUAUAAGACUACAGUCACUGUAAAACGCUCCUGGAUCGUGGUCACACUCUGCUGGUUCAUGGCUGCAUUAAUCAGUUUUGUUCCUAUGUUUGGAUGGAACAACUCGGAAAACUUGGACAACUUGGACAGUACUGUUCAUUCAAACUCCACCAGCUUUAAAUGCCACUUCUUAUCUGUCGUCUCCUCUUCAUAUGUAGUAAAACUCCUUUUCUUCAGCUCUUUCCUUCCUGUGUUUGCGAUAGUGACCGGCUUGUACUGUUACAUCUUUCUGACCACUAGAAGGCAGUUAAGAGCUCAAAUAGGUGUUCGCAUAGAGUCCGGCACCAAUUACCUAAAGGAACAGAGACUGGCUGCUUCACUGGCUCUGGUCUAUGUUCUGUUUGCUGUCUGUUGGUUUCCUCUGUUCCUCAUGCACACUGUAAAACUCUAUUAUGGAAAUGAAACAGUGCCCUCUUCUGUUAUGCACGUUGGUGUCCUUCUGUCUCAUGCUAGUUCAGCUUUGUAA